Messenger RNA from Drosophila persimilis, 2874 nucleotides. RefSeq names its product glycine receptor subunit alpha-2 (gene alka). Gene Ontology annotation, cellular component: neuron projection; membrane; synapse. Gene Ontology annotation, molecular function: transmembrane signaling receptor activity; extracellular ligand-gated monoatomic ion channel activity; neurotransmitter receptor activity. Lineage: Eukaryota; Metazoa; Arthropoda; Insecta; Diptera; Drosophilidae. The transcript has 11 exons. The record is from RefSeq and is a predicted model, not a curated record. Bases 369 to 1808 code for a protein of 479 amino acids. Gene Ontology annotation, biological process: nervous system process; regulation of membrane potential; signal transduction.
CUUUCGCGACCAAAGCUCGACUGUCUUCGACUGUGAGAUUCUUUGUUUGUUUGAGUUUAGAACGAACCGAGCUGGAGGCAAGACUGCGGGACUACAAGUCUCGAAUCAAGGACUCAGCUACGAUCUUCCCUACCCUUCUCUUGUUUUGUUCAGUGAUCGUUCGUGUUCGUGUCCUGCUGCAAGUGCAAUUGUGUACAUAUGAGUGCAUGUGCAUAGUGUCUUUGAAAAGUGAAAACACGUUAAGAAACGAAAACAAAAUCAAUCGAAAUAAAAUAGACCGAAUUAUGAAAUUCCCACGUCGGUGUAAAGUGAGAUGAUUUGAGGCCUGAAGUUACAAAAUUCCUUUCCCGUUCCGUCGCCCCAACACCAUGCUUGGCAAACUCAAAAGGAACGCAUUCAUAUCGGUUGGAUUGGGAUUCAUAUUGAUAUGGCUGAGCGAAGCAACGGAGACCCAAGUGAACUACACAGCCAAGCCGCGAGUGGUUCUUCCGCCUAAUUAUGUCAAGGAAAUACGACCGCCCUCGAAGAAGGGAUCCCCAGUGAUAGUAGACUUUAGCAUUUUUGUUGUAGAUAUUAACUCAAUUAACGUAGAGGAUAUGGACUUUAGAGUAGACAUGUUUAUACAUCAGUGCUGGCAUGAGCCACGACUGGAGAUCCCCGACGACAUCUUCGAGGAGGGCGACGACUAUGUGACACUGCUUCCAGAAGUCUUUGAGAAUUUUUGGCAGCCGGAUCCGUACUUUCUCAAUUCGAAGAUUGCCGGAUAUGGAAGUCCAUAUGUUGCGUCCACCUCUAUGCUACGCAAUAAGGGUGAAAGAGAUUCGAAAAACUUUCAUCUGAACAAAGAUUUAAAAAUAGCGACUCUGACACACAAGUUCACAUCAGUGACGCUGUAUAAAAACAAGACGGUUCGCUAUGCGGCGCGGAUGCAUGCCAUCAUUGCCUGCCAGAUGGAGUUCCAGCUGUACCCCAUGGACAUACAAGUGUGUCCCAUCCACAUUGAGAGCUUCUCAUCGAACAACCAGAAGGUGAAGCUCCGCUGGUCGGACUCGGGCGUGACCCUCAAUCCGGAACUGAAGCUCCUGCAGUACAAUCUGGGCCAGCCCCUGCAGCUGGAGGAGAGCGAUGGCUACAUGCCGGAGAAGGUGGGCAAUUUCUCGCGGCUCACCGUGUUCUUCCGCUUCGAGCGCCAGAUCGGCCAUCAUCUCAUCCAGACGUUCGCCCCCUCCUCGCUGGUGGUGAUGCUCUCCUGGUUCAGCUUCUGGCUGGGACUAGACGCCAUACCGGGACGGGUUACUCUGCUUGUGACCUGCAUGCUGACGCUGGUCACCAUGUUCACGGGGGCGGACAUUCCCCCAGUGGCCUAUGUGAAGGCCCUGGACCUGUGGAUGGCCGGCUGCAUGCUGUCCGUGUUCGCAGCCCUGGCCGAGUUCGUUGUGGUGAAAGUCCUGGACGUACAGUACCAGUACCAGGUGAACCGCAUACCCAAGGUACUGCCAAUGCGCAUCAGUAACAUGGAAAAAGGUCAAUGUGCAACGGUGGCUAGCUGGGAGGGCGGAGCCGUGCGGUCGCGUAAAGCCACCCAAACGCCCACGACGCCCGGACAGACAUCGCUGCAGGGAAACGGAGGACCGCCGAAGCCGGCGCGGCGGCAGAGCCUACUUUCGGUGGCAUGGACGGACACGGACACGGGCGUCGAGAAGAUAAUGUGGCGGGAGAUCGAUAAGGUCUCCCGCGCUGUCUUUCCCAUACUAUUCUUUGUAUUUGUUCUCCUGUACUGGCCGAUCCUGCUGAUGAAGUCGUCCUAGGACUUGGGGAGUUCCAGAUUGCAUAUGUCUGGACUCCGUUAAAAACUCUAUAGGCAAUGGGCGGUAAAUCUGACAAAUUAAACUCAAGUUUUGAAGACACACAGUGUAAUAUCAAAAAGAAGAGUCUUUGAACCUCAAAAUCUAUCAUCGAAGUACAACCAACAAGUGAAAACUACAGUUACCUACAUAAGUAAUUGCCAGCAGCUACAAUGCUACAUAUUCCUAUAUCGGACACACUGUGCUAGGAACGAAAUAUAACUAAGUUAUCGACAAUUUGCUCACGGAGAAUACUUGAUUCGUUUGGAGUAUUUGCUUUGUAUAAAACGUAUCUUAUAUUUAACGAUAAUUUUAGUUUCACAUUAAUUUUAAUCUAUGCUACGAGGGACACCACUCACAGAACUACGAGUAUAUGCUUGAGCUGCAGUCCUACCUAUGUAUGAUUUGGCUUUGCAGUGAAUUUCUUUAAUCUCAGCACACACAUUUGUCAAUGAGAUAAGCUGGAGAAUAUAUAUUUAUAUAUCACUGUGCUAGUGACAAUAUACCCCUGAAUCGAAAGGGAUGGCUGUCCCUGCUUUGAAAGUAUUCAAUACAUAUCGUAUGUAUGCGCAUACCUAGUAUGUUCGAGCUACGAAACGAGACAGCUAUUUUCUAGCAGACAGCUAUUUUCAGUUGAAUUUUUGUAUUAGGCUUAGGCAAAUCAGCCAAGAAAUUGCAUUGGUGCUUUAAGGAGAUAAUAAAAUGGCCUUUAAGGAUAUUUGGAUUGUAAAUAACUUAACAGAGGAACAGUGAACGCUUUUUAGAGAUUUUUACAUACAUAUUUAGAAUUAUUUAUCCAUUAUAGCGUAUUUUUAUGCAAGCAUUAGAGCUGUGGCUUUUACAACUAAUUCGAGAACAUCUAUGUAUUGUAUAAACCGACCUGUAGUUCAAGCAGCGCACACCAGGCAUCAGGCAGGUUUUUGUAAACAUAUUAUUGUUAAGCUAAAUCGAGUUUAUAUUUGAUAUGAAAAUACAGACACAAUGUAAAUACAUUAUAUCACUAUAUUAACAUAAAUAUAUUUAUCUAAGA